AUGUCGGGCACCGCGAAUUCAUCUCCACCACCAGCUAAGCGCCGCAGGAUGUCCGCGAGUCCGCCCGCAUUUAGCUCGGCUGCGAGUGCAAUGGUAGCCGAUGUGCGUGAUCUUGAUCCUGCGAAACCUGAGCCGGAUUCCCCAGUGUCCGACCCUACGAUCUCAGCCUCCGAAGUCAUCGAGGAUGGCCAGCCUGGCACUAUGCGCAACCAUCCUCAAGAUGUACAGCUCCGUGCGACGUGGCCGCUGGAUGAUGUCCCAGUCGAGAUCUUCAACUUGAUCAUCCAAUACCUCAGUCGCAGGGACGUUCAGGCAAUGCGACUGGUAUGUCGCGAAUUCGACUCCAAACUUGCCGACAGCUUCUUUCGAGUCGUCGUCGUUCCAUUUCGCCCAGAGUUCGAAGCGCUUUACGGCACUUUGAACACUGAUCUGGGCAUCGCACUGGACAAACAAAAGUACGGCUUGGUAUUAAAGAAGAGGGCCGACGAGUCCGCCGCGACCGAUGACGGCGACGACAUCCAAGCUUGGGCGAGUCCUAUAGCAAAGGAUGAGGAUUCUCUGCUCUCGGAUGGGUACCGAGUAUUCGACCAGUUCGGGCCCACCCACAUCAAGAAAUUCGCUCUGGCCCUCGAGCUCAAUGAGGCGGACCUGGCGUGUCCUCCCGUCAAGUUAAAUCAAGAAAUUGUUCCCGCUCCAUGGGGCCUGUACCGGUGGCCGAUUAGUGACUACCAGCGGUAUGCACAACUCGAGGGCAUAGAAAAGCUUGCAGACGAGACACAGCACAUGAAGAAAGCUUUCCAGCUCCUCCGAGUGGUCAGCGAGAUUGGCAUCUCAUGCGAUGCUGGUUUAGGCUACCUACAGGGUCCAGACACAAAUCCCCUUUAUCGUCGCGUUCUGCCUCCCGUUUUCAGACCCGCUAUCUACGGCGAUGCUGAACCCGACUCAGACCCGAACUCAGACGAAGACAACGAUCGAUCCAUGAGCCUUGUAAUCCUGAAGCAGAUGGCCAUGAACGCGGGAUACGACUCAAAUGAGUGGCCUAGGGCCGUGCUGCGCCUCCUCGAGGAUGAGGGGCGCGCUGUCAAAUGGGUUGAGCAGAUAUCAGCUUCUGGCGCAUCCCGCCAUGAGAAGGUGCCCCUCUUUGAGAUCACUAAGGAUACUACCAAAGAGGAGAUCAUUCUCCUCAUUGAGAAAUUGGUUGGCGAUGAUGACCAGGAAAAUGUCAUUAGCGCAGCUCAUGCACGGGUCUUCGGCCUCACCCCAAACAACCUGACUGCUUCUCAGGUAGAGAUGCUCCUAGAACUCGAGUGGGCUCACCGGGCCCUGAUGGAUUCAUACGUUAUUGCCGUGAUGGACAACAAAGACUCGUUUCACGCCCUUCGCACACUGACAAUCGCACGCUGCUCAGGUCGUCAUGUCCCUUCUCUGAUGAAGUCAGAAUUCUGGGAGGCCAUGACCUGUCUCAACUCAUUUCAACUAGGCGUCAUCCCGGAUUGGCGCCGGCUCCACAAAGACGACACGGGAGGGAUUACCCAGAGCCGCAUCAGCCCCAUCGAGACCUACGAAGCUGUCUUCAAGCUUUUGCACAACUUUGUCGGUGAGCAGAAGAACAUGAAGCAUGUGUCCUUUGAGUGGAUUUGUGGCGGUGAGUUCGCUGUGGGCAAGAGUCAGCGCGACCGGUACAUCAUGCCGGCUCCCGUACUCGCAGAGGCAUCUAAGAUGGUUGACUUGCAACACAACUUCGGCGAAGAAGAUCUCAUCAAUCUGCCUGAUGUUGAGAAAUUAUCUCUCAAGAAUUGCUGGUUUACCCCUCAUGUGUUCUUGAAUAUCGCCAAGAAACUGUCGAAGGAAAUGCUGAGAGACCUCGAGCUCGAGUCUGUAUCUCUGACAGGCCCCCCGUCGAAGUCAGCUGAGCCUAGCAUUCAUCCCGGACCACAGGGCAAACCUUCGCAUUGGCCUUGGCCUCUUUGCGCCGGAGCGGAACCAGGAAGUUGGUUUCAGCUUCAACGACCUGCUGGCGCCAACAAUAAUAACAACAACAAUGCCAUGCACAUGCCGCCUUUCCACGGUGGUCAGGCUGUUGCUGCUCCUUUUGCUGCUACUGGUCCUGUCGCCCCCGCUGCUGGUGCUCAACAUGCUGCUGUUGUCCUGCCUCAAAAUCUCCACGGUCCGAAUGGCUGGGCGCAGAAUACACAUUUCUUGCUCGCCAACCCCGGCGCAGGUGCCGUCGCCGUUAAUCAACCUGUGGCCCCUGUGCAGCAGAGUGGGCAUGACCCGGCCAACUCCAGGUGGCGCCUGUUUUCCUGGCCUCAUAUCCUUGCCAGUCUCGACAUGUCGUCUGAAGCAGUCCAAGCCCACCUUGAGGGCAUAGAUCCUGACGACCACCACUACCGCAACGUCAAGACGGCCGAGCAACGUUUCUCUGCGAAGUUUAAGAAUGUUCUCGAUAACCGCGGCGGACAGGACAAAUUGAAGACAAUCACGUUCAAGUCUUGCGGCUACGCCCUCAUUGAAUCGUCGCACAUCAGCAACUGGAAGAUCAUUCCGAACGAGCCACUGGUGGUUCAACACGACAUUGAAUUACCAAAUCAGCUAAAAGAUCUUGAUACUCAGAUGCUGAUCUCGAACGACGGUCUGCUCGGAAAAGUCCUUAACUACAUCCCCGAAAGCGAGCGGCAAAUCUUGAGCAGCAUAUUCGGACUGGGCUUCGGCUGGGAAGACAUCUACGACGACAUUGUCAAACAGAUCGCCAUCGCCGAUGGCAACCCUGAUCCUGGUUCUGGUCGUUUCCACGGCACUGACGAUGUGGUUCCUGCGGAGCCAGGUGACCUUGAUGAUGACCACGACAGCGGCCAGGACGAUAAUCACGGCGAGGGUAACAACGCUGGAGAUGGUUUUAACACGCCCGGUCCCUACGACGGUGUAGAUGAGGACGACGACGCGUAUCUUAAUCUGUCUGAAGAUGACCAACCUCCACCACCCUUUGUCAGUCGCUUUAGGGACCCCCCAGCUGUAGCUAGAAAUGGGCUCACUGCGGAGACCCUGCGAGCUCUCAAUGAGUCACAGUAUGCAGCUGAACCAGUCGCUACAACAUCCAGCAAUACAACCCAGCAGAACGGCGAGCAGCUGGUUCUUGCAUUACGAGGUGACGUUGCCCAGAGCAACUACCAACAGGGUGCUUCAUCGCAAGACGGGGGUUUCCCGAGCGGCGAGCAGCUUGUUGUUGCAGUACGAGGUGGUCCUAACCAAAGCAGUGAACGACAAGACGUUGGACCGCAAAUUAAUCUUGCUCAAAGCAGCGAGCAACAGGAUGUUGUAUCACAAGAAGAUCUUGUACAGAGCAGCGAGCAGCAGGUUGUGGCGUCGCAAGAUGGUCUUGGCCACAGCAGCCCUGCUUCAGACGCCGGCGAGGAUGGAUCUCCUUUGAUCAACUCCCAGCCGCAUACUGGCAUAUAG
Molecule: messenger RNA, 3456 nt
Organism: Diaporthe amygdali
Lineage: Eukaryota; Fungi; Ascomycota; Sordariomycetes; Diaporthales; Diaporthaceae
Exons: 2
Coding region: 1-3456 (1151 amino acids)
Molecular function (GO): protein binding
Source: RefSeq, a predicted model, not a curated record